Molecule: messenger RNA, 11037 nt
Organism: Pelobates cultripes (western spadefoot toad)
Lineage: Eukaryota; Metazoa; Chordata; Amphibia; Anura; Pelobatidae
Source: the annotation of a GenBank genome assembly
GGCCUACUGAGUGUGUGUGAGAGAGAAACAAAGAGAAUCCGGUGCGGGCGGGCUCCUUGCGGUGAAUCCCUGCGGCCGGAUGGAGCAGUGCGGGCGGGCGGCGCUGAGCUAGGUGCCGGUGGGUCGGGCGGGCAGGAGGGGGCGAUGCGGUCUGGCUCCCCGCCAUUGAAGCCCUGCAGCUGAUCCCCCGCGAGCACUGCACCAUGCCGGGCGGAGGCCCCUGGGGGCCCCCUGCUCAACCCGACCUGCUGUUACUGGAGCCCGAGGAGAUCCGGCUGAGGCUGGCCGCGCUGGGCCUGGAGAGCCCGGGGGAGGGCGAUGUCCCGGCGGAGGAGGAAGGCGGGCCCGGGGAGGAGCUGUACCCAUGCGGGGCCCCCGGGGAGCUGCUGGCCGGAGCGGUGGACCCUGGAGAUCUGCUGGCAGCCGGGGCCCCUGGGGACCUGAUGGCGGCCGGGGGCCCCGGGAUGCUGCUCCUCGGUGCCGGGUACCCGCUGGGCGCGGAGCAGGCCGCCCUGAACAUGCGGAGGAAGAGCGUGAACACCAACGAGCUGGUCCCGGUACCCAGCUCGGAGCAUGUGGCGGAGAUCGUGGGCAGACAGGGUGAGUGUGCACUCAGGGGAGGGAGUGCUUACAGCGAGUGUGCACUUAAGGCAAUGACGAGAUACGUGUGAGGGGUGCAGAGAUGGUCAUGAGCAGAGUGAGUGCAUGGUUAGGUGAGUGAGCUCUCAGCACCCUCUGAGACUGGUGGGGUUAUUCUGAUUGAGUGCGCCCUUAGAGACUUGUGGGGGUAUUCUGAUUGAGUGCGCCCUUAGAGACUUGUGGGGGUAUUCUGAUUGAGUGCGCCCUUAGAGACUGGUGGGGGUAUUCUGAUUGAGUGCGCCCUUUGAGACUGGUAAGAGUAUCAGGGUUGAGUGUGCCCUUAGUGAUUGGUGGGUGUUUUCGGGUUGAGUGCGCCCUUUGAGACUGGUAAGAGUAUCAGGGUUGAGUGCGCCCUUUGAGACUGGUAAGAGUAAUAGGGUUGAGUACGCCCUUUGAGACUGGUGGGAGUAUCAGGGUUGAGUGCGCCCUUUGAGACUGGUAAGAGUAAUAGGGUUGAGUACGCCCUUUGAGACUGGUGGGAGUGUCCGGGUUGAGUGCGCCCUUUGAGACUGGUGGGAGUGUCCGGGUUGAGUGCGCCCUUUGAGACUGGUGGGAGUGUCCGGGUUGAGCGCGCCCUUUUACAUUAGAUCACUCCACACCACUAAAGCAUUCAAAGCAAAUCUCAAAUACUAAUACCAAAUUGGGAAAUAACCCCAAACCACCUACGUUUUCAGAUUUGCUAUUGACUAAAAUGUUUAAUUCCUGACCCUACACACUUUAGUAAAUUACCCUGUCAGUAUGCAAUGAGAGGUAUCUGUUAACUUGCAGACAGUCUCCAAGAAAACGUAGGAAAGGAGUAUCUGUUGAAUAUACAUUACAUUGGAGUCAAAUUACAAAAAACAGGACGUGCCAUCAGUAGUGAGUGACAGAGUGUAGGUAUGGAUUUCAUUGAUCGAGCCACGGCUCAAUUAUAAGUUAACUGUAUUGAACCAUAUACAGAUUUGGUAAACCAGGACAAGCUGAUGCGGCAUAAUUAAGACCAGUUUGCAUAUCACAGGACAGUCUGUGUUAACAUUAUCUUUUGCUCUGAUUUCUUCCAUGUAGUUAGUUUGCUCAUGUGCAUGACACAGCCUUGCAUAUUAUCAGUCAAGGAACACUAAAUGCCGUCACACAACAUGUACAUUUUGUCACCAAAGUAUUCCCACAUUUGUGGCAUCUAUUUAUUUCGCUGUCAUGCACACACAUCAUUGGUAAGUAGUUUGUAAACCUGAUUUAUACUGCUGCAGAAAGAGUGAAUAAUUUCUAUUUGGCUAUAACUGCCCCUUUUUACCUAGGUUUGCUGUGUGUUUUUGAAGCUACAGGGUGAAAGGUAUGCAAUUCAGUGCUCAAAUAGAAUUUCGAUCUUGGUGCAAUUCUCCUUCUGGGCAGUUUAGCAGGCUACCUGCCAGUUGAAAUAUAGCCCCAAUAAAUUAAUACAUUUCUAAAGUCAGACACCCUGGGUAUUGUAGGCUGGGUAUUUUUACUUUUUCUUUCGGGCUAUUUUACCCGAAUUCUUACGAAAAUAUCUAGUAAUAUUUUUUUCUUGUGUUUGUUUGCUUGUUCAUUGAAUUUUAUCUGUUUAUAUUGAGCACAUACAGUAUGCCAGAGCACCAAACCUUUGUUCAGCUCCACUCCCUGUGUGGCAUUUGUCUAGUAGAAAGUCACCUAUGGUGUAGGUAUAAUAUUGCUUACAGUGGCAAGUAACCCUUAAAGUGACACUAUAUUCACCUGAACAACUUAAGUUUAAUGAAGCAGUUUUGGUGUAUAGAACAUGCCCCUGCAGCCUCACUGCCCAAUCCUCUGCCAUUUAAGAGUUAAAUCCCUUUGUUUAUGAAGCCUAGUCACACCUCCCUGCAUGUGACUUGCACAGUCUUCCAUAAACACUUCCUGUAAAGAGAGCCCUAUUUAGGCUUUCUUUAUUGCAAGUUCUGUUUAACCCCUUAUGGACACAUGGCAUGUAUGACAUGUCAUGAUUCCAUUUUAUUCCAGAAGUUUGGUCCUUGAGGGGUUAAUUAAGAUUGUCUUAUCCCCUGCUAUGUUAAUAGCUUGCUAGACCCUGCAAGUGCCUCCUGUAUGUGAUUAAAGUUCAAUUUAGAGAUUGAGAUACAAUUAUUUAAGGUAAAUUACAUCUGUUUCAAAGUGAAACCAGUUUGUUUGUUUGUUUCAUGCAGGCUCUGUCAAUCAUAGCGAGGGGAGGUGUGGCUAGGGCUGCAUAAACAGAAACAACGUGAUUCAACUCCUAAAUGACAGUGAAUUGAGCAGUGAAAUUGCAGGGGAAUGAUCUAUACACUAAAACUGCUUUAUUUAGCUAAAGUAAUUUAGGUGACUACAGUGUUCCUUUAAGGCCUGGCUAGUGGCAUAGGAUUUCAAAAUGUAAACCCUGCCCUGUGUACAUUGUAGCCAAAACUAGUGAGAGUUAAGAUGUAGUGGGGUUGUGGUAGUCCUGCAAGCACAGGGUACGUUAGUAAUGGUUUAAAAACAUAACUUUCACAUGGUUGGUAUUUAAGGCCUUGUGUUGCCAGAGAAAGUUGUUUGGUUCGCACAAAAAGGGUUUAAAGGACCACUCUAGGCACCCAGACCACUUCAGCUUUAUGAAGUGGUCUGGGUGCCAGGUCCCUCUAGGAUUAACCCUUUUUUAAUAAACAUAGCAGUUUCAGAGAAACUGCUAUGUUUAUACUGAGGGUUAAUCCAGCCUCCAGAGCCUCUAGUGGCUGUCUCAUUGACAGCCGCUAGAGGCGCUUGCGUGCUUCUCACUGUGAAAAUCACAGUGAGAGCACGCAAGCGUCCAUAGGAAAACAUUGUAAAUGCUUUCCUAUGCGACCGGCUGAAUGCGCGCGCGGCUCCUGCCGCGCAUGCGCAUUCAGCCGAUGACGUCGCGAGCAAGGAGGAGUACAGCUCCCCGCCCGGCGCUGGAAAAAGGUAAGUGUUUAACCCCUUCCUCUCUCCAGAGCCUGUGCGGAGGGGGUCCCUGAGGGUGGGGGCACCCUCAGGGCACUAUAGUGCCAGGAAAACGAGUAUGUUUUCCUGGCACUAUAGUGGUCCUUUAAGGCUGGCGUAUCUACCAAAAAGUAUCUUUUGAAGUGGUCAGCAUUAAUCGGAUAAAAUACCUUUCUGCUAUUUUGGGAAAUAGGUGAUCUAUAUUGAUUUGAGUACACACUGGCACUUUAUUCUCUUUUAUUUAUCUUGUUCCUACUUAAGUGAUAUGAUCUCACUAUAAAUGAUAUGUGGUACAUAUACGCUAUUGUUGUACAAGUGUUUCUAGAGAAUCAUUGAGUUAUCUGGAAUUGAUUCAAUGAAACCAUCCCAGAAGUUGAAAAAGGAAAUCUGAGAAACCUACAGAUGGCCUGAGGCUAGUUAUAACCCGGAUAUAGAAAUUAAGCAGGGCCUGAAACGCUGUGUAUAUAUAGGACAAAAGAGAGGCUGUUCGAAGUGCUGGCACUCACAUUGAAGUGAGUCCAAGAUUCACUACUGGGUAAUGUUGUAAAUGUAUAGAUUUUGGGGAUUUUUUUUGACAAUAAUUAUUGCUCCUAAAGGGAUCACUAUAGGCACCCAGACCGCUUCAGCUUAAUGAAGUGGUCUGGGUGCCAGGUCCAGCUAGGAUUAACCCUUUUUGCUGUAAACAUAGCAGUUUCAGAGUGACUGCUAUGUUUACAUAUGGGUUAAUCCAGCCUCUAGAGGCACUUCCGCGUUUUUCACUGUGAUUUUUCACAGUGAGAAGAUGCCAGCAUCCAUAAGAAAGCAUUGAGACUGCUUUCCUACGGACUGGCUGAAUGCACUCGCGGCUCUUGCCGCGCAUGCACAUUCAGCCGGUCAUGGAAGAAGAGGGAGGAGAGUCCCCAGCGCUGAGGGAGCCUGGCGCUGGAAAAAAGGUAAGGGAUUAACCCCUUCCUCCCCCCCCCUCACCGCCACUGGAGUGGGACCCUGAGGGUGGUGGCACCUCAGAGCACUAUAGUGCCAGGAAAACGAGUAUGUUUUCCUGGCACUAUAGUGGUCCUUUAAUAACCUAAGGUGCAGCAGUAUUUGUGGCAGCAUAACAUAACUGUAUUAUUAAUUUUUUAUACGGUGUCGGCAAAUUUCGCAGAGCUGCGUUAUAGAAACAGUCAAUAACAAGUGUAGAAACUAGGCGACCCAGAGGUAUUUUUCAGUAUCCUAUUCCAAAAUGGAAUUUCUUAUUUAACUAGUGUGGAGGUGUAUAGCUCUGUCAAAGCUAAAUAAACAGGAAUUCCAUGCAGUUAUAAGCCAUUUACUACCAUAUUGUGUGUGAUGUCACACAGGACCAGAUAAAAUAACAUUCUAUUAAUAAAUACAUAUCUCUUCAGAAGGCGUUGCUUUAUUAAUAUAUACAUUGACAAAACAUGUCUCGGUGCUGAGCAAUGUGUUGAAAGUGGUCUAGGUUAGAAUGUUUAUAUAUAUAUAUAUAUAUAAUUUGCAAGCUUGGACUUGCAACAGAUUUUAAAAGGAACACUACAGCACCACUGCUGCUCCCCCUUCCACUAUGAACAGUGGAGAGCCAGAACCUCUCUGUCUAAGCGAAGUCCUGCAAGUGAAAGAAGGUAGUGGUUAUGGUGGUUUGAGUGUUCCUUUUCAGAAAGGGCUAGUUUAACGCAAAGAAUAUAAUACUGAACACGUGUCAUACAAUACAUAGAACCUAUGCAUAAAGAAAAUGAUAGAUUUUUUUUUUUUUAAGUAUAUGUUUAUUUUAUCUUUUCCAAAAAUGUGUUAAUAAACAAGUCAUCAUUCCCACGCUGUGAAAUUAAACAGUUUACUGCAGACUUUCUAUUGAUUUAUGAAUAGUAAUAAUAAACCGGAAAUAAAUUUGUGUCAAACUUUACCCCUUAAGGACAGAGGCAAUUUUCCAACUUAUAAACAAAACCUAGCAUUUAAACUGUUUGUUCCACCAUAAGUUAAAGGUUAAUCUUUGUGUUCCCUUACACAUUACAUAUUAUUUCAAAAGGACAUAUGCAUCUAUUGCACAUCAAACAAGAUGAAUCCUGUUUCUGGCAAUGCACUCUGGAUCAGUAUUUUUCCUCCUCCUGACAAAAGCUUGACACAAGAUGGAGCUACAGUUGUCAAGCUGUCAUUUCCCCCAAAUGUCACCUGUGAUAGCUGUAGGGAAAUUAGACAGGCGUUUAACUGAUAAGAACAACAACCUUAGACCAGUGUGAGGGGCACCUGAUUGGUGAAACCUCAUUCAGGUUUUGGGAAAGCUGUCUGCUGCAGCUUCAGGAACUAUCAAGAUAAGGUUUUAAUUUUUAAUGCAUUAUUUUCUCCCAAGAGUGACAAUUUAACAGCAGGUGGAAGAAGCACAAUUCAAGUCCCCUUGUUUGAGUGGAUAUACUCUUGUAUGUUGUUGAAAUUAUACUCUUUGUCCUUGAAGAAUUUUAGUUGACUGUGUAGGUCAAGUGAGAAUGGAUAUUGAAUUUAACGCUUCCCACUCUGAUGUAAUCAGUGUGAUCUCAUCUGUGCAUUUGCUUUUAGAGUGCAUAUUCUCUGUGCUGCUCAGAAUGUAGAUUUUAUGUAAAGGGUGGAUGUGGAAGCAUGGGAAAACCAAAUGUUCACUUAAUUUUAUUAAUUUAAAAACAAAAUCUCAUGACCAAACUACUAAUUUUAAGGUUUUCUUACCUAUAUGUGCUCCAUAAAACUGUCACUCUUUUCCUUUAAGUGACACUAUAGGCACCCAGACCACUUCAGCUCAUUGAAGUGGUCUUGGUGCCCUGUCCCCAUUAGCCCUGCAAUGUUAAAACCUCUACCAGACAGCCACUAGAGGUGCUUCUGGGAGUUUAGCGGACUCUCUGUCCCCUAAGUGAUGCUGGACGUUCUCACACCCAGCAUCUGGACAUCCAACAUUGUUGAAACCCCUAUAGGAAAGCAUUGAUUCAACGCUUAAUUAUGGGAAGAGCCUAAUGCGCUUGCAGGGCAUGAGAUCACCAUGUCCGAUGACAUCAGAGGUCACCAAAAUGGUGGGUUAAACACUAUAGGGUCAGGAAUACAUGUUUGUGUUCCUGACCCUAUAGUGUUCCUUUAAGAUACUGAUGUCAGACUAAAGUACCAAGCCCUACUUACUUCAUCUCUAUAAAUGUGCGGGUAAUUUAGAUAAGCUACUUCGUUACUCAAUCAACUUUAACAUGCAUUUAAUGUCAGCAAAAUUCACCUUGCUACUGAUAAAUGAUAAUAUUUCUCAAAUAAUUUAGUUUUAUGAUAUCUGGACUUUGAGUGUCUUGUGAUGUUUAGCCUUUUAACGAACUGGUAUACAUGUGAUGUGUACUGUGCUGUAUGUUUAUUUUUAAAAACAGCAGUUUUUAGACUACUGUGGAUAUAUUAAAAAUAUGGUGUGAUUAUUAAAAAAGCCUUUUUUCUUUUUCUUCUACCAAACUAUUACACUGCACACAUUAAGGGAGGAACCAAAUAAGGACCAAUGCUCUUUUAAAAUGAGACGCAUUUGUGACCAAGAACCUCUUGGCACAUUUGACAUGCGUUUAUUAUACCACAUUUUCACCAUUUCUGUUUAACUGUACCUAUGCACGCAACAUUAAAUAUGUUAAUGUUUUUUCUCCCACCUGUUGUGCAUUUAAUAAUGUCUACUCAACAAGUGCAACUAAAGAAAAAUAAUUCUAAAUGCCUAAUAUAUGUAGGAUUUCAAUGAUUUUUUUUUGUUUUUUAAAGAAGUCAAAAAAUUGCUAGGUGUGAAUUAUAGUUUUAAAUUAAACCUUCACAAAUUUGGCAUGCUGUGAUUAUAACUUUAUUGGUAGUCACAGAGUCCAAAACUGCUACAGAUAAAAUAUAUAUUUGUAGAAAGUAGUAUUUAUUUAUUUUUAUUUGGGGAGAGGGUGCAGUUUAAUGUCCCUUUAAUGCUAAAUGAGUGAAGCCCGUAUCCUCUGCUGCAUGGGUUAAUGAGAUCAAUUUAAGUAGUCAUCAGCAGUUGUGAUUGGCUAAGAGUAUCAGUUCACCACUUCACCCUAUCAAAGAACUCAGUGUCUGUAUGAUUUGGUAUGGCUAAAGGAAGUGUGCAAUUUCUUUCUUCGCCAUACUUCCAGUAGGAGCUGAACUGUGGGUGGCCAGUGAUCUUUAUUUAGUGUUAAACUGUUCAAAAUUAAAGAUGCACUACUUUGGUUAUUUUGCACAUAAAUCCGGUUUCAUAGAACUCCCUCCUAGCUACUCUGCAUACUCUUAUUUAUUAAUUUUUAAUCUUAAACUUUCAAACUACAAAACCUAAACCUGUGUGUUGUUUUUUUUGCAUGUGGGGGUACAGUUUAUAAAAACAUAUGUUGUGAUAGAAGAUAACCAGUUGGCUCAUUAAGUCAGCCCAUUAUGAAAUCUCAGACUGAUUUUGUUUUUGUUCUACAGGGUAGCGUUAUGCCUAUACCAAUCAAUCAUAAAUUCCUUUACCGUGUUAGCAUGCUACUUCCAGAUGUGUCUAGAGUCCCUAAAUGACUCUUCACUUUAGUUGUUUGCUUAUUUAUAUAUAAGCAGCUUUAUGCUCACUUGCACAUUAUUUAGCUAUUCAUAUUGUGAGUUUUUAACAUUGUAUCCGGUUUCUUUUCCAAUGCAGGUUGCAAGAUUAAAGCACUACGGGCCAAAACGAACACUUACAUAAAGACACCAGUCCGUGGAGAAGAGCCAAUAUUUGUAGUCACUGGAAGAAGAGAAGAUGUGACGAUGGCCAAAAGAGAAAUUCUUUCAGCUGCUGAACACUUCUCCAUGAUACGAGCAUCUCGCAACAAAAAUGGUCCCUCUGUGGGCACUGGGCAGUGUGCCCCUAACUUACCAGGUCAAACUACCGUUCAAGUCCGGGUUCCUUACAGAGUGGUUGGCCUUGUAGUUGGGCCUAAAGGAGCGACAAUUAAACGAAUACAACAGCAAACCCACACCUAUAUAGUAACCCCAAGCCGGGAUAAGGAGCCAGUCUUUGAAGUGACAGGGAUGCCUGAAAAUGUUGAUCGAGCUCGUGAAGAAAUUGAGAUGCAUAUAGCUAUGCGCACUGGAAAUUAUAUUGAGCUGAAUGAGGAAAAUGAUUUCCACUAUAAUGGUACAGAUGUGAGCUUUGAAACUGGAGGCAUCGCAUCCUCUUGGCUAAGUGCAAACCCAACAGCUCCUGGUCGUAACCGGAUGAUUUCGAACUACCGAAAUGAUAGUUCUAGCUCCUUGGGUAGUGGCUCUACAGAUUCCUUUAUGGGAAGUAGUAGAUUGGCAGAUUUUAGUCCAUCAAGUCCUUAUAGCACUGGCAAUUUUUGGUUCGGAGAAACUAUGCCAGCCAUGAAUUCUGAGGAUCUGUCUGAUGCAUCGGCCUUUGAUCCAAUACCAUCUUCCUCUGAGACCAUCUGGGCGCCUUACGAUUCAGGAAACACACUCUCUGGCUAUGGAAGCGAAGGCACUGCGAAGACUCAACGCAGAGGAAGUAUGUCUCCUACCUUCACAGAGGGUGUAGAUUAUCCUCAAGCAAGAAGUAUUAGAAACGACUUUCCCAGCGCAGGUGAAGUUGGGCUUCCUAUCUACAUCCCGGCAUUUUCAAAUGGUACAAACAGCUAUUCUUCUUCCAGUGGGGGUUCCACAUCCAGUUCUCCCCCGGAAACAAGACGGAAGCAUGACUGCGUUAUCUGCUUUGAAAACGAGGUCACUGCUGCGCUUGUUCCAUGUGGUCACAAUUUCUUCUGCAUGGAUUGUGCUAACAAGGUGUGUGAGAAAGAAAUACCUUUAUGCCCUGUAUGUCAGGCCAAUGUUAAUCAAGCAAUCCAAAUACAUUCUUAAAUGUACAGAUGUUUAGAAGUACAAUAUAGCACUCUUCCUCAAAUCCUAUGUAUACACGUUGAAGGCUGGAUUUAAGCUGCAGUUUGUAGAUGAUUAUCACUGCUGCUGGCACCUCACUAAAUUUAACUGCAUGUCCAGUUUCACUAGGUGGAGAUCAGCUGAUUAGCAUUUAGAACGGUAAACGUGAGAUCAUUAUACAGUAAAUUGAUUUACAGAGCUAGUUUACAUAGUGCAACAUUAUGUUUACAGAAAUUUCAGUUUUUACGAUGCAUCACUGCCUUUUUGUUUGUUCUUCUACGUAUGAAAAAUUAGAAGAGGCAGAUAUUUCUAUCAUACUACUAAUCCUCCAGUGUUUGUAAGCGAUUUUCUUAUCGCCUGCAUGUGCUGAAGAUCCUCAUAGCUUGUAGAUAAACACUACCAGAGGGGAAUCUUGGUAGAUAUCAAGUGGAAUUAAUCACUUGUCUGCUCAGGAACAUCAACCCGCUGUUUUUAUGAAUUGCCUGGAUUUCUUUAGGGGCUUAAAAUGUGCAAACUGGCUAAUAUAGAAUGUUACAUUCCACUUAUUAGUCUGAUCAUGUAAUUAACCUUUAGUUUUACAGGAAAGUUAAUGUGAAUAAUCUUUACAAGCCACCCGUGACUUGAACUUUUAGUCUAAGCAGAAAAGGGAAAGGCUAGUGUAACUAUGCUCUCACCAAAACCGAUUUCAAGUAUUGAUUAUAGUCCUUAACGAGUCAAGUCUAUUGUAGUUUAAAAAAAUAAAAAUAGAUUUUUAAUCGCAGGGAAAGAAGUUUUUUUUUUUUUUAAUUUUAUUCUCUCCCUUUUAUUUUUUUGCAUUUCAACCUGUGGAUAUACUUCUCUUAAGUCUUUCUCAGUCUGUUUUUAAACACUUGCAUCAAUAUGCAGAAAUUAAAAGAAGAAAAAAAGUUUUAAAAAAAAAUAAUAAAUCUCAGUAUGGAUUUUCUAUAAAUAUUUUUGAAACAGUUUUUUUCUCAAGGUAAAAGUUUAUUUUAUUUUUUUUUCACAAUAACACAAAAUUGAAGUUGUCCAGUCUGUGUACUGACUAGUAAAUAUCUAAAUCUUUAUUUUCUAUUUCCACUUGAAGUUACAUUUCUUACAAAAGUUUACAAAAUAUUGUUUAUUUUAGAUUUAUUAUUUUUUUCGGUAUAAAAUUGCCUUGAUGGCAUAAUAUGUAUUGCAAAACCUUUAAAUGCAAACUGCUUAUAGAAUAGUUAUGUCAGUAUUGAAACUUUAAACAGUAGCUGCAGUCUUAGCAAGUAUGCACGAAUGUUCGCCAGCAUGUAUUUUAUUAUAUUGCAUAGUACACGGUAACUAACAAAAGCCAAGGAAUUAACCUAUAUAUUAGAUGCGUGUACCAUUUAUAUAAACUACAGAUGUUAGAAUGACAAACUAUCAAUAUAGUUUAGUAUAUGCUAAUUUUAUUAUUACACUUUUGUUAUGUAUAUGUAGGGAGGUUAUAUAGGGAUUAUAAAUUCAGUUUGAGUAAAGGUUAAAAAAAAAUCAUAUAUUUUAUGAUAAAGGGCCUUUAACUUAUUAUGGCCAAAGCACUGAUAUUAUAUAUUUGCUGUAAAGAGAAUUAUAAGAGUUUUAUUUUUUGGAUAUUAAAAGUUAAUAAAGACUUGUUUCCAUUAACUUAUAUUUGAGAUAUUUAUUGAG